UUGUUCGUCUGCAGUGAGGAUAAUGUAUCAAUAUCUCCUUUUCUUGAUCUUGGCAAUCGGAGUUUUCACCGGACUUCUGUAUUUGAUCAUGUUCUUGAUGGAUCUCAUUGGAACGCCGGCGUCGAGCAAAGCCUAUUUCGAAAGUUCCGAUAAAUUAACUGUCAACGUAGUUCCAUUGAAAGUCAACAGAGAACUUCCGGAACCUCUAAUCUGGUACACGUUGAAAGGGGAGGAUAGCUCGGAAAAUCGACGAGUUUCGGGGUACAUCAAGAACAUCAAAGAAUUCUUGAAAGGUAAACCAAUACUAAAGAUUAUUUGGAAUGAUGUUUGUGAAAUUUGAAUACUAGAAAACGAGC
Messenger RNA from Nicrophorus vespilloides, 356 nucleotides. RefSeq lists its product as uncharacterized. The record is from RefSeq and is a predicted model, not a curated record. Lineage: Eukaryota; Metazoa; Arthropoda; Insecta; Coleoptera; Silphidae. Bases 23 to 340 code for a protein of 105 amino acids. The transcript has 2 exons.